UUCUGUAAUUUGCAUUGAAACUUGUCUUCGGCAAUGAAAGAUGACGUAAAAUGGGUACGCGAGAACACAACUACAGUGAAGUACGCAUAUUGAGAAGCACCCAAGGACGCCUUUAACAAUCUCCCCAAAAGCAAAAAAGAAAUGUUCCACUCGGUUGUCAUAUGACCUGUGUCCGAAGAAGACAUGCAGAUUUGCACGCCGUGAUUGGUCCGAUAUGUGCCGGCUUUAGCCAAUCGUCAUCAGUGGGUGUCGGCUGCGCUAAGCUUGCCUGAGAGCUCACGCGCUCUGUGCUUGUUAAUUAGAGACGGUGGCGCUGCGGGGCGGUGUGGGGCUUGUAUGCUCAGAAAUUGGGAAGUCUUAUCAUCUGACUGACCGACGGCUGGACGACAGCAGGCGAACAUCGCAGCUCCGACGCUGGCUUGAAUUGCGGGAUAGCUGGGUCAGAAGGAUCCCACGGUUCUGAGACGCGCCCCCCCUCGUCGCCGUUCUCCCCAACGCCGGUGGAUUUUCGCCGCCGCCCGGGAGAUGCUCUGAGAUCGCGCCCCGCCGCUGACCGCGGUCCGUUUUCCGUGCACGGAGUCGGUUCGGUCCGGACGCGCUGAAAUGAGAUGAGGCUCAGAAAUGGGACUGUUGCCACUGCGGUUAUAUUCCUGACGUCGUUCCUGAGCCUGUCCUGGUACACAGCCUGGCAGAAUGGCAAAGAGAAGCUGAUAGCCUACCAGCGGGAGUUUCAUGCCUUAAAAGAGCGCCUCCGUGUGGCAGAGCACCGCACACUGCAACGCUCCACGGAGCUGAACAACAUCCUGGAGCAGUUCAGGCGUGCUAUCGCAGAGACCAAUGGCAGCAGGGACACCCUCAGCAACUUCUCAGUUGAAACCCAGAAGCUGCUCAAGGAACUGGCCCACAAGAAACCUCUCCAGGUGCCAAACAUCUACUAUCAUCUGCCUCACCUUCUCAACAACGAGGAGAGCCUCCGCCCGGCCGUACAGGUGGGGCAGGGCAGGACCGGGGUCUCCAUGGUGAUGGGGAUCCCCACGGUGCGGCGGAAGGUGAAGUCGUACCUGGCGGAGACGCUGCACUCGCUGGUGGACAAGCUUUCAGCAGAAGAGCGGCAGGACUGUGUGCUGGUGGUGUUCGUGGGGGAGACGGACACAGACUAUGUGCGCAGUGUCGUCGAUGACCUGGAGAAGGAGUUCUCCACGGAGUUCAGCUCUGGUCUUCUAGAGGUCAUCUCCCCGCCAGCCAGCUACUACCCUGACCUCAACAACCUGAAGGAGACCUUCGGCGACUCCAAGGAGCGAGUUCGGUGGCGGACAAAACAGAAUCUGGACUACUCCUUCCUGAUGAUGUACGCAGUGAGCAAGGGCGUGUACUAUGUACAGCUGGAAGAUGACAUCGUCGCCAAGCCCAAUUACUUCGCCACCAUGAAGAACUUUGCUGUUCAGCUCGCCUCCGAGGAUUGGAUGAUCCUGGAAUUUUCUCAACUCGGAUUCAUCGGGAAGAUGUUCCAGGCUCCAGAUCUCAAUCUCAUUGUGGAGUUCAUCUUCAUGUUCUACAAGGAGAAACCCAUCGACUGGCUGCUCGACCACAUUCUCUGGGUCAAAGUCUGCAACCCCGAGAAGGACACGAAGCACUGUGAGAGACAGAAAUCCAGUCUGCGAAUCCGCUUCCGGCCCUCCUUGUUCCAGCACGUGGGACUGCAUUCCUCUCUGGCUGGAAAGAUCCAGAAGCUUACGGACAAGGACUUCCUGAAGCCGCUGCUCCACAAGAUCCACGUGAACCCACCUGCAGAGGUGUCCACCACGUUGAAGGUGUACCAGGGCCACACGCUGGAGAAGACCUACAUGGGGGAGGACUUCUUCUGGGCCAUUAACCCCACUGCUGGUGACUACGUCCUUUUCAAGUUCGACCGGCCUGUCAGCAUUGAGAGGUAUCUGUUCCGCAGCGGAAAUCAGGAGCACCCUGGUGACAAGAUUGAGAACACCACAGUGGAGAUUCUGCCGUUCUCGGACACUGGACUACAGACCAAAUACAAACAGACAGAGGAUCAUUUCUACAGAAUCGGGCAUUUUGAGAACGGCAUCGCAGAAGCGUCUGUCGAUCCCACCUUAAACCCCGUGGUGGCACUACGCCUCUCCGUGCUUCAGGACUCUGCCGUGUGGGCCAUCUUGAGUGAGAUCCACAUCAAGAAAGUGGCCACUUAGUUGGCCUCCAGCCAGAAGGGGGCACUGUGGGGCCUCUCCCAGGCAAGGGGACGUCGACAGAAAGCCCUCCUGUGGCACUUCCUGCCAAACACUGAAUGCCGCUCCCAAGCUCUACCUCGAGCGAAUGUGAACACUACUGUUAAAAAAAAAAAAAAAAAAAUACUCGAGGGAAAAUUCCCAAGACGUGUGACGCAGGUGUGGGUGCUUAAGUGGAAGGGUGUCUCAUUGCUGAAGGCGGGGGAGGGGGCACUUUGUAUGUUAUUGCACUAAAAGAGGAGCAAUAGGAGAAGCAGACUGCCUGCGAGAACGAAGACAUACUGAUAGGUAUGCUGCUGGUGAUGUGACUGCUGGUGAUGUGGCAGCUGUCUCCAAAUAUUUGCCAUUAUCUUUAGUGGGUGAAGGCUAACUUUGUGUAAAUAUUAUAUACAUACAUUUUUGUUUGUUUGCCAAAGUGUUGCUUUAAGUGGAAAAUCUGAGUUCUGACCUUAGUCCAGUCAAUCUCGUUCAGCUCUGAUUGUAAAUAGAAAUCCAUUGUACCCAAUUUAAGUCUGUGCGUGGUCAUAGGUUUAAUCAUUUGCUUCUUUUAUGCAGUACUUGAUGAUCAGACCUUAUUUACUUUCACAGAAAGACUAAGGCCCAUCAGCUAUGCGGAAUAACCUUGAGGAGGAACUGCACUUUUAUUUAUUGACUUGUAUUAUUUAUACAAGUGUUUUUUUCUACUUUUUGUGAAGAACUUGACGGAUGUUUCAUAUUUUUUUUCUCUUGAACGAAUGGUCUUGAGGCUUUCUGCAACAUUUGCAGCUCACUGCGGUACUGGAGUGGGUGUGUCUCAAUGCCUGUGCCUUAACUGACACACCCCCCGUAAGGGGCGGGGCCUCGCUCUGUAUAGUGUACCGCGUGGGGGGAGGGGGGGGUGCAGGAAGGACAGAGGCGGUUUGUUUUUUUUCCUCUCCUUAUGUACCUUUUUUGUAAAUGUAAAAAUAAGCCUGCCAUGUCAUUCAGUGUCAAAGUAGCCAUUGCCCAUUUCCCAGAAAACCUUGCUGCACUGCAGUCACAUGAUCCUGAUGCGUGUUGUCGCUAACGUGCCUGCUCACUUUGAGCCGAAGGAUGGCGACCUGGGGUUUGACUAUGUUCGAAGUUGCUUGUCUUACCGAUGAUGUCCAGGCGAGGUCACCUGAUCAUAGACGACUAAAUGAGAAUGAAAACAAAUACAUAUUCAGAAGGGAAGCCAUGUUUUAACGAUAAGUGUAUGAUGUGUGAUCAAAUGGUGCUCUUGUAUUGAAGGGUAGGGUCUGACUGGGGAAGAGUUUUGUAUAAAAUUUAAGUUAUUCUUUCCAAUUGAUGAGCAAAGUGGUGGUUUCCUUAGUGACACCCCUGACUCCUCCCUAUUGCCAGGGAUCAGCCCCUCCCCCCCAGCUCAAACUCCUGAAUCAUCAGUCAUAUGCUUGUGAGCUUCAGCAAGGUAAAGGUGGGGAGGGUUGUUGCACACGGCCUCCAGCAACCCCGAGCAGGUUCCGUGCCUUCAUCACUAUAUCAGAGAUAUUCCAUGGAUAUUGCAGAAAUAAAGUAGGAAUUGUUCCCA
Molecule: messenger RNA, 3786 nt
Organism: Paramormyrops kingsleyae
Lineage: Eukaryota; Metazoa; Chordata; Actinopteri; Osteoglossiformes; Mormyridae
Product: alpha-1,3-mannosyl-glycoprotein 4-beta-N-acetylglucosaminyltransferase A
Biological process (GO): protein N-linked glycosylation
Cellular component (GO): Golgi stack; endoplasmic reticulum-Golgi intermediate compartment; endoplasmic reticulum
Molecular function (GO): acetylglucosaminyltransferase activity
Source: RefSeq, a predicted model, not a curated record